GGUCGCCCACUCGCCGCAACACUUCUCGGUCAUCAUAGUGUAAAGGCCAGGUGCCGCCCCUCUAGGCCUCUUAGGGAGUUUCCCGCGCUCCACAACUCGGUAUUAUUAUCUUUCGUGCUUUUUGCGUCUAUCAAAAAGUCCCAGUCUUAAUCUUCAAAAUUCUGAACCACAAUUCUUACUUUAUUACUGUUGCACCAUUUUCAGCCAUAUUUGAUUUGUGGGUAUUCAAGAAAUUGAAAAAUUACCGAACAAAAGUUCUGAAAUUUGGUGUCUUUUUCAUCUAGGCGAUUCAGAUUCUAGUUAAUCAAUGCAGUUUAGGUUAAUCCCAUAUCGAAUAUACUGUACAAGUGUUGCAAUUUCCUCCACUUCGCAAAUUUCUCGGUAUGCCCGUAUCGGUCAAAUCGAGAAUGCCAGGAGGCUGUUUGAUCAAAUGCAUGAUAAAAGCAUUGUCGUUUGGAACUCAAUUGUUGCCGGGUAUUUCCAAAAUUCUCAGCCCCGUGAAGCCCGGAUUUUGUUUGAUAGAAUGCCGGAGAGGAAUACUGUAUCUUGGAACGGAUUGAUAUCGGGGUAUAUAAAGAAUGGGAUGGUCACUGAAGCUAAAAAUAUAUUUGAUAUGAUGCCUGAAAGGAAUGUUGUUUCAUGGACAGUUAUGGUUAGGGGAUAUCUUCAGGAGGGUAUGAUUUCAGAGGCGGAAACACUCUUUUGGCAAAUUCCUGAAAAGAAUGUUGUGUCCUGGACGGUGAUGUUAGGUGGUCUAAUUCAAGAGGGUCGGGUUGAUGAGGCUCGUCAGCUUUUUGAUAUGAUGCCCGAGAAGGAUGUGGUGGCGAGGACUAGCAUGAUUGGAGGGUAUUGUCAGGAAGGCCGGCUGGCUGAAGCUCGUGAGAUUUUUGAUGAGAUGCCACGUAGGAACGUGAUUACUUGGACAGCAAUGAUUUCUGGGUAUGUUCAUAACCAGCGGGUCGAUGUUGCUAGGAAGCUUUUUGAAGUGAUGCCAGAGAAAAAUGAGGUGUCAUGGACAGCGAUGCUGAUGGGGUACAUUCAAUGUGGGCGGAUAAAAGAAGCUUCAGAGCUUUUUGAUGCAAUGCCAGUGAAGUCAAUUGUUGUUUGUAAUGCAAUGAUCCUUGGAUUUGGCCAUAAUGGGGAGGUAGCUAAAGCAAGGUGGGUGUUUGACCAAAUGAAGGAGAAAGAUGAUGGGACGUGGAGUGCAAUGAUAAAGGCUUAUGAAAGGAAAGGAUUUGAAUUGGAAGCUCUUAAUUUAUUUGAUAUGAUGCAAAGAGAAGGAUUUAGGCCAAACGUUCCUUCUUUGAUCAGUGUUCUUUGUAUUUGUGCCAGCCUGGCAAGUCUUGAUCACGGUAAACAGGUACAUGCCCAGUUGGUGAGAUCCAAAUUUGAUCUUGAUGUGUAUGUUGCCUCGGUUUUGAUCACAGUGUAUGUUAAAUGUGGCAACCUUGUGAAUGCAAAGCUGGUGUUUGACAGGUUUGCUCCCAAGGAUAUUGUUAUGUGGAAUUCUAUCAUUACAGGUUAUGCCCAACAUGGUUUAGGAGAGGAAGCUUUGCAGGUUUUCCAUGAGAUGUGCUCUUUGAACAUUUUGCCAGAUGAUGUCACCUUUGUCGGAGUUCUUUCGGCAUGUAGCUACACCGGAAAGGUUAAAGAAGGGCAUGAAAUUUUUGAGUCGAUGAACUCCAAAUAUCAAGUGGAGCCAAGAACUGCACACUACGCUUGCAUGGUUGAUCUGCUUGGCCGAUCAGGCCAGGUAAAUGAGGCAAUGAAUUUAAUUGAGAACAUGCCUGUGGAGGCAGAUGCUAUUGUUUGGGGUGCUUUAUUAGGUGCAUGUAGAACCCACAUGAAGUUGGAUUUGGCUGAAGUUGCGGCGAAGAAACUAGUACAGCUUGAGCCUGAAAAUUCCGGGCCUUAUAUUUUGCUAUCAAAUAUUUAUGCUUCCAAAGGUAAGUGGAGUGAUGUUGCAGACCUGAGGAAAAGAAUGAGAGCAAGGAGUGUGAGCAAGUCACCCGGCUGUAGCUGGAUUGAGGUGGAGAAGAAAGUUCAUAUGUUUACUGGGGGAGAUGGCAUGGGCCACCCUGAGCAGGAAAUUAUCAUGAGAAUGUUGGAGAGAUUAAGUGGAUUGUUAAAAGAAGCUGGGUACUGUCCUGAUGGCAGUUUUGUGCUGCAUGAUGUGGAUGAAGAAGAGAAGGUGCAUAGCCUGGGGUAUCAUAGUGAGAAACUGGCUGUUGCAUAUGGACUCCUAAAGGUGCCAGAAGGAAUGCCCAUUCGAGUGAUGAAGAAUCUUCGGGUUUGUGGGGACUGCCAUUCUGCAAUCAAAUUAAUGGCGAAAGUAACAGGGAGGGAGAUCAUUUUGAGGGAUGCUAAUAGAUUUCAUCAUUUUAAGGACGGAUUGUGUUCUUGCAGAGACUAUUGGUGAUUCAACAGACUAAUGUUCAUCAAUAGAUUCAAGGAUAGUUGUACUGUUA
Molecule: messenger RNA, 2468 nt
Organism: Alnus glutinosa
Lineage: Eukaryota; Viridiplantae; Streptophyta; Magnoliopsida; Fagales; Betulaceae
Product: pentatricopeptide repeat-containing protein At1g56690, mitochondrial-like
Exons: 1
Coding region: 308-2419 (703 amino acids)
Biological process (GO): RNA modification
Molecular function (GO): zinc ion binding; protein binding; RNA binding
Source: RefSeq, a predicted model, not a curated record